CAGGCAAGGCACCAAGGAAUAAGGAAUUAUCUACCUUGCAGUACUUGCAUACCGAUUGACCCAUUUGUAUGACCUUUGAUAAGGCUAAUGUCCAUGGUAUUCAUAUUCAGUUAUAUGCCCGGCCAUUCUUAAUUUAUUUAACAUUAAAGUAACAGGAAAACCAAGGUAUUACAGCUUAGCAUUCCGUUGUCAGGCGGAUGCAAACUUGCAGUGAUCUUUAUCUAAGUACCCGCCGUAUCAUUUAAACCGGAUCUUUAUUACAUUUUAGGAACAUAAUGGCUGCAGAAUCGGAGGAAAAAGCUUUGCGUUAUAGAAGAGCUCAAAGUGUAACGCGAGCCGAAGAAAUUACAGAACAAGAAACCAAAGCAAGGAAGUCACAGCAAGAUAAACCAAUCCAUAAGCCAAGAGACUCCUUGUUCUCAUGGAGCUCCGGGUUCAAGAACUUCACAGGCCUGGUGAACUGGGGGUUCCUCAUGCUGUCCAUUGGAGGCCUACGCUUGUGCCUUGAAAAUUUCCUCAAGUAUGGUUUUCGUGUGAACCCCAUAGAAUGGUUCAUAAUCCUCACUGGCCGGAAUGAGGGUGCCCAAAAUGAAUUCCCAUCAGUAGUAUUAAUAAUUUUCUCUGUUGUACUUGUUGUUGCAAGCCUUCUGAUAGAGAAAGCCAUGGCUGUGGAUAUGAUAUCCGGAAAAUUCGGAAGUAUCCUACAAGUAUGCUACCUUAUUACACUGGUGACUUUGCCUGUGGUUGUCUUACAAUACAAGGGCCAAGAAUUUAGUGUUGUGGGGAGGACAACAGUGUGUUUUAUUUAUUUAAUAUUAUUCUUGAAAUUAUGGAGCUAUGCCCAAACCAAUCACUGGGUCCGUAAAGGAGUGAAGGGCAAAUUCUCCAAGAACACUUUGCGGAGACAGAGUCUAUCUGCACCCAAUUACAGUGAGCUCAUUAACGCGGAACAAGAUCAAACCAUAGAGGAGGAGAAAGGCGACGCGUUCGCAGUUGCCGGGCUUGUGAGGUACCCCGACAACCUCAACCUCAAAGACCUGUUUUACUUCCUGCUCGCGCCUACCCUGUGUUAUGAGUUGAAUUUCCCCCGCACUACACGAAUUCGCAAGCGCUUCCUGAUCAAACGUCUCCUCGAGGUGGUAUUCGGCGUGAACCUGGUGCUGGCGCUGUUCCAGCAGUGGAUGAUUCCGUCCGUCACCAACUCCAUCGUCACCUUCUCCAGGAUGGACUACCUGAAGAUGUUGGAGAGACUCCUGAAGCUUGCUGUACCAAACCACCUCAUGUGGCUGUGCUUCUUCUACCUGACCUUCCACUCGUUCCUGAACCUAAUGGGCGAGUUGAUGCACUUUGCCGACCGGCACUUCUACGGCGACUGGUGGAACGCGAACAACAUCGGCACUUUCUGGCGCACGUGGAACCUGCCCGUGCACAAGUGGGCCGUGCGCCACGUGUACAUUCCUAUAACCGAGAUGGGGUACAGCAAAACUACCGCCAGCGCCGCUGUGUUCCUCAUCUCAGCGCUGUUCCAUGAGUAUUUGGUAAGCGUCCCUCUGCAAAUGUACCGCGUGUGGGCGUUCCUAGGCAUGAUGGCGCAGCCCCCGCUGUCGGUGAUCUCUCGCUUCGCGGAGGUGCGGCUCGGGCCGCGCUACGGCAACCUCAUCGUCUGGAGCUCCAUCAUCCUCGGCCAGCCGCUCGCCAUCAUGAUGUAUUAUCACGACUACGCGCUCCAGCACUUUAAAGCGCAGGAACAGUGAAUACUGGAUAGAAAAUGUGUCAUUUUCAAUCAAAAAGUACCAUUUUAGCGCUUGCCAUAAGGACGCUUUGAAGUUAUUCCAGGCGUGGCUCACUCCGCGAUUUCGUCGCUUUGCUACAGGUAGCUACAAUAACAUUCGUUCCACACCAAUUUUGGUGGCUAGCCAUAAGCUGCGCGUGGCGCUGACGCCACCUAGCGUCCAUAUCUGUCCUGAUCGUAACAGACACGUUUUAUUAGAGAGUGAGUCUUCUGUACCUAGUAUUCGUAAGAUAUGUAGGUACAAGCAAAUUUCGUCUUUAUGAUAAGCGACAAACUGGUACCUUAUUCUUGAAAAUGGCAAAUAUUAUCUUCGAAAGUCAUUAGUUCAUUAAAAUGAAUAGUUCAAAUAUUUCCGGUAUUUUAGAGUUAGAUAUUCGUAAGGACGGAGCGGUUUUGACUUACCAUCCGUUAAUGAGUGUAGUUAUAGCGUACGAUUUUUUAAUACAAAACUAAAUGUUUCAAAUAUUUGUCCUAAGAAUAAACUGUUAGGUCUUACGAGGAUGUGGGUAAUUAUAGAGAAAACAUCGAUUAUUACUUCCUUAAUAGUACUUUAUGUGACUGCUACAUAAUGAAAGGCAUUAAAACACGAGUGUGGGUUUAAGAAACGAACAAAGUGAGUUUCUUAAAAGGAACUCACGAGUGUUUUAAUGCCUAAUUAUGUACAGUUACAUACAAUACAUUUACAAAACGUGAAUAACUAACGAAGCAUUUAUUUAACAACUGUUUUAUAAAACUAUACAUACGGACCAAAUUUGGUGCCAAAUAUUUUAAUUAAUAAUUAUUAUUAAUAAUAAGCCAAAUUAUUAAACAUUUUACAUAUAUUGUGUGCUAAAUAUAGAUAUAUAACAGAAGCUCGAUUAAAGUGCCAUUCCUUGAUAAAUCAAUUUAUAAUCAUAAUGAGGGUUUUUGGGGUUAGGUGGAGGGUACUGGGUACUUUAUUUAUAAUGUGCUAGUUAUUAUAUUAUACUUGUUAACUAUAUUGAGGCAUGUGGGUGCAAAUGUAUAAGACUGAGUCUUCACACUACGCUUUGUGCCUUAUUAUGCGCUUGUGAUAAACCAUAUCGUUGUGACAACCAAAACUCACUAAAUACUAAAAAAUGUUUAAACAUAAAUCAACCUUAAAUUGCUACUAAUACGGUUCACUAUUGCUAUGGACUUGUAGUGGUAAUUAGUGAGUUUUGUUUGUCACGAUAUUUUAAUAGAAGUUCAUGACAAUAUUUUAUAUAUUAAUAGUUCAAGGAGGUAUUUAUGAAUAAGUACAAUAUUUUUGUAAAUGUGAAUUUUUAUAAUGGCAAUAAUAAUUCACACGAGAUUAUUAUUAAAUAUAGCAUAAGAGUUAAUUGUUAUUUUCUGGAUCAAAUUAUUUUUUUAUAAAAGAUGUCUGUUAUUUUGUAUUGCAUUUAUUUAUUUUUAUUAUUUAUUGAAUUCCAUUAAUUUUUACAUAUAGAACCAUAUUUUCUUAAUUAGGUUUAAUAUUCCUUAUAUAUUAUAUAAAAUUUCUACUUACUAGGUAAGUAAAUCUAUUUUUAUCCUUUGAUAAUAACAAUUAAAUUCUAUUUGAAGCAAGAAAGUUGUAAUGCUUUAAUAUUUUAUAGAAUGCUUGAAAAUAAUUUGCAUGCAAGUUACUAUAAUCAGUGCAUAUGUCGGCGGCCGAUCGUAAGAUCAGGCAUAUCGUGAAAUUCCUAGGCAUAUCGUGAAACGUGAAAAUCUUUGACUCGUUCCCUGAGUCGACGGAGCCCGCGGGGCUCCUAUUUCUGGGCAGUUUGCCCUUCGCGCAUUUGAAGCAACCUAACGAACCUAUCCUGCCUAUGUAAUAUUGGUUUAAUGUGACUAUCGUCAAAACAUUACACAGGAACAUUACGAUCUCCCUGAUCUUACGAUCGGCCGCCAACACAUAAAAUGAAGUUGGUUAUGUGAAUGAAGUUAAAUAUUGAAUUAUGUAUUUUUACUACUGAAAGUUUAUUAAUAUAUCGUUUUAAAUUAAAAUGUGUUUUAAUUAAAAA
Cydia fagiglandana is the source of this 3795-nucleotide messenger RNA. RefSeq names its product diacylglycerol O-acyltransferase 1 (gene mdy). The transcript is spliced from 12 exons. Bases 276 to 1754 code for a protein of 492 amino acids. Gene Ontology annotation, molecular function: diacylglycerol O-acyltransferase activity. The record is from RefSeq and is a predicted model, not a curated record. Gene Ontology annotation, biological process: triglyceride biosynthetic process. NCBI's taxonomy places the organism in Eukaryota, Metazoa, Arthropoda, Insecta, Lepidoptera, Tortricidae. Gene Ontology annotation, cellular component: endoplasmic reticulum membrane.